AUGGUUGCUGGCGACGCCCGUGCUGUCUUCGAGGCUGACGGGGUGCCUGUCAUCGGCCAGGUGAAAAGCGACAAGGCAAACGCCACCCUAUUGGCCUGGCAUGAGGCCAUUGGGGCCGGCAUGGCUGGCAACGACGGGCGCCUGCUCGAGAUCUUGGAUGAGAUUCUGAUCGACGAACCCCUGUUCCUUGCCCCAACCUACCACAAGGAGCGACGCGACAAGCAGUUUAUCAAAUUCGCUCUGGUCGGCGUGACCAAAGCCUUCAAGCGCUUCAAGUACACCCGCGCAUUUCUGGGUGAUGAAGGCUUUGCCCUCGAGUUCGAGUGCAACCUGGGGAAGGAGGAUGGGCCCUUCAUGCGCGGCGUGGAUCUUGUGGCGCUGAAUGCUGAGGGCAAGGUGACCCGCUUUGAGGUCAUGGCCCGCCCGCCCAAAACCGUCCUUCAGCUCCUGGACCUUCAGACGAAAUUCCUGGCCCAGAUGG
This is a messenger RNA of Symbiodinium pilosum, 481 nucleotides long. Lineage: Eukaryota; Dinophyceae; Suessiales; Symbiodiniaceae. The record is from the annotation of a GenBank genome assembly.